AUGACGGUGGUGGGUCGAGUACCACAUGUAGUUGGUAGCGCCACUUGUGGACGGAGCACCACCUGGAUGCAGCACCACCUGUGGACAGCAGUACCACCUGUGGACGGCAGCACCACCUGUGGACAGCAGUACCACCUGUGGACGGGCACCACCUGUGACAGCAGUACACCUGGGACGGCAGCACCGUGGACAGCAGUACCACCUGUGGACGGCAGCACCACCUGUGGACGGCAGCACCACCUGUGGACGGCAGCACCACCAGACGGACCUUGGAUUCAGCAGCACCACUUGUGGAUGGCAGCACCACUUGUGGACGGCAGCACCACUUGGGGACGGCAGCCACCUGUGGACAGUGCACCACUUGUGUACGGCAGCACCACCUGUGGACGCAGCACCACCUGUGGACUGCAGCAACACUUCACCACCUGUGGAUGGCAACCACCGUGGACGGUAGCACCACCUGUGGACGGCAGCACCACCUGUGGACGGAGCACCUGUGGACGGCAGCACCACCUGUGGACGGCAGCACCACUUGUGGACGUGGAGGGCACCACUGUGGACGACGGCAGCACCACCUGUGACGGCAACACCACCUUGGACGGCAGCACCACCUGUGGAUGGCAGCACCACCUGUGGACGGCAGCACCACUUGUGGACGGCAGCGCAUUGGAGGCAGCACCACUGUGGACGGCAGCACCACUUUGUACGGCAGCACCCGUGGACGGCAGCACCACCUGUGGACGGCAGCACCACCUGUGGACGGCAGCACCACCUGUGGACGCAGCACCACUUGUGGACGGCAGCACCACUUGCACGGCAGCACCACCCGUGGACGGCAGCACCACUUGUGUACGGCAGCACCACCUGUGGAUGGCAGCACCACCUGUGGACGGCAGCACCAUCUGUGGACGGCAGCACCACUUGUGGACGGCAGCACCACUUGUGACGGCAGCACCAGCUGUGAUGGCAGCACCACGUGUGGACGGCAGCACCACCUGUGGACGGCAGCACAAUUUGUGGACGGCAGCACCACGUGUGGACGCGCACCACUUGUGA
Homarus americanus (American lobster) is the source of this 1056-nucleotide messenger RNA. RefSeq lists its product as uncharacterized. The record is from RefSeq and is a predicted model, not a curated record. Lineage: Eukaryota; Metazoa; Arthropoda; Malacostraca; Decapoda; Nephropidae. The transcript has 2 exons. The coding region runs from base 1 to 1056 and encodes 351 amino acids.